AUGAGCGACAAGAUCUCCUCGUGGAACGUCGUUCACAAACUGGAGAAGCGUCAGCUUCUCGUCGCUAUCAACUGCGUGGCCGCACUAUCCAUUCUCUUCUUUGGAUAUGACCAAGGAAUGAUGUCGGGCGUCAACAACGCAAAAGACUAUAUCGACCUGAUGAAGUUCGGCUACACUAAAGAGGAAGGCGGCGAUGUGACCCCGGUGGUCACAAAUUCCCUACUGCAGGGCGGUAUCGUGUCGGUCUAUUACCUGGGGACACUAUGCGGCGGCCUGUUUGGGGGCUGGCUCGGCGAUCGCAUGGGCAGAAUCAAGUCGAUUGCGGCGGGGGCCGUUUGGGCCAUCUUGGGAGCCAGUCUGCAGUGCUCGGCUCAGAACCACAAUUGGAUGAUUUGCUCGCGCUUCAUCAACGGCAUUGGAACCGGCAUUCUGAACGCUAUCGUGCCGGUUUGGGCCACCGAAACCGCCGAGCAUACUUCGCGCGGUCAGUUCAUUGCCAUCGAAUUCACGCUGAACAUCUUUGGCGUGGUUCUUGCCUAUUGGCUCGAGUUGUACGUGUCGUACUCUGUUUCUCUCUCCCCAAUCACUUCAUGUAGGCUAAUAUUGACCAGCGGUCUGUCGUUCAUCGAUGGUGGCGCGUCAGCCUUCCGGUGGAGAUUCCCUAUUGCUUUCCAGAUUCUUUUCCUGCUGGUUCUAUUUGCAUCUGUCUGGUUCUUCCCCGAGUCUCCUCGCUGGUUGGUCAAGGUCGGCCGUGAGGAAGAGGCCCGGUAUAUCCUGCAGCGGCUGCGCGGGAGCAGCGCCGAGGACCGCGUGCGCGCGGAGGCGGAAUUCCAGGAUAUCCAAAACAUCGCUGAGAUGGAGAAGACGGUGGUGCACGGCAACUCGUACCUGUCCAUGCUCUUUGGGUACAAGUCCGGGGACUUGCAUAUUGGCCGGCGCGUGCAGUUGGUUGUCUGGCUCCAGAUUAUGCAGGAAUGGGUUGGCAUCGCUGGGGUGACGGUGUAUGCGCCGACGAUAUUUAGCAUUGCCGGGUUCGACUCUAUCAAGAGUCAGUGGAUCAGCGGGCUGAACAAUGUUUUCUAUAUGUUUGCCACCCUUGUUUGUGUCUUCACCCUCGACCGCAUCGGUCGCCGAUGGACCCUAUACUGGGGCUCGGUGGUUCAGGGUAUCGCCAUGUUCCUUGCAGGCAGUUUCUCCCGCCUCGCCAUCAACGCCAAAGCCGAUGGCAACAUGAGCCAAGCGUCCUCGUAUGGCGCAGCCGCAGCCGCAAUGAUCUUCAUUUUCACCUCCACAUUCGGCGCCACCUGGCUGACCGUGCCGUGGCUGUACCCAGCCGAGAUCUUCCCGCUGGCCGUGCGCGCCCGGGGCAACGCCUGGGGUGUUGUGGGGUGGAGUAUCGGCAACGGAUGGCUGACACUCCUAUGCCCCGUGAUGUUCGGCUCUAUCGGCGAAAAGACGCUUUAUGUGUUCGCGGCCAGCAAUGUCAUCACCAUUCCCAUGGUCUGGGCUCUAUAUCCGGAGAGCAACCAGCGCACACUGGAGGACAUGGAUCUUUUGUUCGCCGCCAAGACGCCCUGGACGUGGGAUGCCGAGAAGACUUUUGCGCAGCUCAAGGCUGAAAACCCCGGCAUGAUUCAGACUACCAGCCGCAAGGGUAGCGUCGUGGAUCCUGAGACUGGAAAGGAAGUAUCAGUGGAUGCUAUCGUGUCCAAGGUGGAAGACAAUGCGGCGACCGAGCAUCAACCCGACGCUGCAAAGAGUACCAGCACCAGCAACACAACAACCACAACCCCAACCAUAAUCUCAAACCCUACACCCACCCCCUCAACCCCAAACCCAAAAAUCCCUCCACCGCAUCUCCCUCCACCCAACCCUCACCCCCUACCGCCGCCGCGUCUACCGCACCCUCCUCUCCGUGCCCGCCGGCCGCUGGACCACGUACGCGGCCAUGGCCUCGUACCUGCACUCCAGCCCGCGGGCCGUGGGGAAUGCGAUGCGCACGAACCCGUGCCGUGCCACCGCGUGCUGGCUGCUGACGGGUCGCUGGGCGGGUAUAAGGGGCAGUGGCGGGUCAGCGCGCACCGCGGCAGCGGGUCUUUUUGCGAUGAGAAGAGAAUGCGGUUGGAGGAGGAGGGGGUUGUGUUUGACGAAGCUGGGAGGGCGACUGGGGGGUGUUUUGUUGAGUUUGGGGAUUGGGCGGGGGGGAAGAAGUAG
Penicillium alfredii is the source of this 2214-nucleotide messenger RNA. RefSeq lists its product as uncharacterized. Gene Ontology annotation, molecular function: carbohydrate:proton symporter activity; methylated-DNA-[protein]-cysteine S-methyltransferase activity. The transcript is spliced from 6 exons. The record is from RefSeq and is a predicted model, not a curated record. Gene Ontology annotation, cellular component: membrane. NCBI's taxonomy places the organism in Eukaryota, Fungi, Ascomycota, Eurotiomycetes, Eurotiales, Aspergillaceae. Gene Ontology annotation, biological process: transmembrane transport; carbohydrate transport; DNA repair. Bases 1 to 2214 code for a protein of 737 amino acids.